AUGACGGGUAAUAAUAACAACAAUAACAACAAAGCAUUUCCCAUCGCCGCCUUCAAGCAAGUUCAUGGUCAUUUUGAACGAGGACGCACUUUUGAGUUUGACGCCUACUAUCGAAUUGUGAAGCUGGCAUUCCUAGAACCUCGGUCACCUGGACUCAUCCGCAUGCUGGAGCAAAAGUGGUCGCGAAACCGGUUUGGAACGAAGACGCCCAAGAUGAGGGACAAGAAUGAGUGGCAUUCCAGUCUGAACAGAAGGUGGGCAGUGGUCAAGUUCGAGAGAUACGACAGUGAUUCCCCGCAGGCUGAGGCAUUAGACCCGCCGCAUAUCGCGAGGAAUCCCGAUUCGUUUUCGGCAUGGAAAGAGACCAGGAGUGUCAAUGAAUUGCUCAAGGAGCUGAGAAUGAAAGACCUGGAAGCAGGGAAUGGUGACAAAAAAUGA
Molecule: messenger RNA, 438 nt
Organism: Exophiala spinifera
Lineage: Eukaryota; Fungi; Ascomycota; Eurotiomycetes; Chaetothyriales; Herpotrichiellaceae
Exons: 1
Coding region: 1-438 (145 amino acids)
Source: RefSeq, a predicted model, not a curated record